Molecule: messenger RNA, 888 nt
Organism: Aaosphaeria arxii CBS 175.79
Lineage: Eukaryota; Fungi; Ascomycota; Dothideomycetes; Pleosporales
Exons: 3
Cellular component (GO): cytoplasm
Molecular function (GO): glutathione transferase activity
Source: RefSeq, a predicted model, not a curated record
GACGGCAACUGGAAGCCCAAGCCCUCCCUCUUCCUCAACACGAUCCCAUCCGAACGCUUUCCCGCGGAACCAAACCGCUACGUCCUGUACGUCAACUACUGCUGUCCGUGGGCACACCGCACGAUCAUCGUGCGCGCGCUCAAGGGCCUCGAAUCCAUCAUCCAGCUCGUCGAAGCCGACGCGCGGGACCCCGUCCACGGGUGGAUGUUCUCCGGGAAGCGCGGCCCCGAACGCGACCCUCUGUACGGCGCGAAGUACCUCAAAGAGCUGUACUUGAAAGCCGACUGGACGUACGCGGGACGCAUCACCGUGCCGAUGCUGUGGGAUAAAACUCACGAAACAAUCGUAACCAACGAAUCAUCCCACAUCCUCUCCCUCCUCAUCCACGCCUUCGACGCCCUCCUCCCCCCCUCCCCAACCCCCUCCCUCAACCCCCCACACCUCGCCCCCGAAAUCCAAUCCCUCAACACCCUAAUCCACACCUCCAUCAACAACGGCGUCUACGCCGCCGGCUUCGCGACCACGCAACCCACCUACGACGCCGCCAUCUCCUCCCUCUUCACCGCGCUCGACGCGCUCGAAGCCCGCCUCGCCGCCCCGGGAGCUGGCCCCUACCUGCUGGGGAGCGACAUCACGGAGCCGGAUGUAAGGUUGUAUACGACGCUCGUGAGGUUCGACGUCGUGUACUAUACGCUUUUUCGGUGUAAUUUGAAGAUGGUGCGGUUGGAUUAUCCGGAGUUGGGGAAGUGGUUGGGGAGGCUGUAUUGGGGGGGUGGGGUGUGGAGGGAUAGUACGGACUUUUAUGCGAUUAAACGCGGGUAUGCGACUGUGGCGAUUGGGAAUGGGAUUGUGCCUGCGGGGCCGGAACCGCCGAUUAUGCCGCUGUGA